AAGAAUAAGAAGAAGAGGCUCGAGUGCAUACUACUAACAUCGGUGUUGGUGCAGUGUUCGUUCAAGUGUCCACGAUGCGAACCGAGUGAAACGAGCCACUUCUAAAAACCUCCCCCCCCCCCCCUCUGUGCGCGCGUGUACGUGUGUGAGCUCGUGUCGUGGCCUCGAGUGCAUGGUGGAAUGUUAGUGGUGGAAAGUUGGUUCGUUUCGAGUUCGUUGCGAAACCCCUUUGCGAAACGCAGGGACAACAAGAGGGAAGGAAGAAGGCGGGAAGGAAGAGGAAAGGAAGGAAGGAGGAAGCCGUGGGACGCGGAGGAGGUGGGAUUAUUAAAGCGGCCGGACCCUAAUCCGGUUGCGUUGCUCGCGUUUACGUGGCCGAGGCGAAAACUAUGCGGCACGAGGCACGAUGAUGGGGCCAAGAAUCGGUGGUGGCCUACCGAGCGGGAAAAAGUUGGACCUGUGCCAGCAGCCGCGUCACACUUGGACAGUGUUGCUGGUGUAUUUGGGCAUCUGCGCCUUGCUGCCUGUCACGAUUCUCUCCGCGCCUGUACAACUUCGCGAAAUAUCGAAGGAGGGCCCGGAGAGGCGACCAAACGACGCCAAUAAUGACUCAGCCGAAGGGGAUUUACCCGUUUUUGAGCCGACAGCGGCGAACGUCAGCGCAUUCGUCGGACAAACCGUGUACCUGCCAUGCCGUGUGCGAAAUUUGGGAGAUAAAGUGGUGUCCUGGAUGAGAAGCAAGGACCUCCACAUUCUCACGUCAGGAAAUACCCUGUUCAGCUCGGACGCGAGAUUCGGCCCUCUGCACACACCGGGUAGCGACGCGUGGACGCUCAGGCUGGACAACGCGAGGAAGACGGACUCGGGCAAAUACGAAUGCCAGGUGAACACCGAGCCCAAAAUGAUGUAUGCUGUUCAGCUGUCCGUCCGAGAUCCUGACAAACCGGAGGGCUACGACGAGCCGCAUUCUCAGCAGACGCGAAUAAGUUACGAGAGCACGGCACCAGUGGCUGCGAUAAUGGGUCCACGGGAGCAGAGCGUGCCAUCGGGGUCGACCAUCACCUUGAGGUGCGUCAUAUUGUCCCCGUAUCAGACUCGGCCCAUCAGGGGCGUGCAAUGGCUCCGGGAUAACAAACUCCUAACAUUCCAGGCUGCACGAGGGGGAAUAAACGUGGAGACUGAAAGAGGCGCGGCUCGAACAGUGUCGGAAUUGACUCUGGCAGCGGUCACGCCGCACGAUGUCGGGAAAUAUUCGUGCAGACCGACCGAGGGGCGAACGGACACAGUGAUGUUGAUCGUCGAGCCAGGAGAACGUACGGAAGCCAUGCAACGUGACGCCGGAUACGUCUCUUCCGGAUGUGACGUGAGCCACUGGGCCGGGCUCCUACUUCCGUUCUCGUGGUUUCUAAUACUCGCACGAAACAGCCAAACUUUCCUGCAAUAGCGCACCACACUCCGACACAGUAUUUCACGCGUGUUCCACUCUCUCUUUCUCCCCAUCUCUUCCACAUUCUCCCAUUCUGUCUUUCCACCAAAAGCGGAUGGAGAAAGUACCUAGAAAUUCGACCAACGACUAUUAGAUACGUAAGUUAGAUACUAGUAGAAAUUAUCGAUAGGAGAGAGGGUAACGAGGGUAACGCCAUCCCAAUCCGUAAUACAAUUCCGCUAUACCGAAGUUUUCGUUCGAAUUUCAAAAGCGAAUGUUUCAUAUAUAUAUUCGCAAAGUGCUUUGCGGAAAUAUCGAAGGAAAGGAUCGAUUCUCUUUUUCCCUCCUCCUUUGUUUCGAAGAAAUUUUACUUUUUAUUCGCGAUACUUAUUCCAUCGUAUUGUUCAAAGCAAAUAACCGGGACAAGAUCGCGUAUGAAAUAGAAAACGGUGAUUUUGCAGAUAUCCGAAUCGAUGGAAUCGAUUACGCACUCUGGUUCAACGAGAGAAACGAGAGAAUUAUUGAAAUACCACGAAGCAACGCUUUGUGUGUGUAUAUAUAUAUAUCUCUACUUUAAAACUAGGGGAUGCAUCGCGUCGUAUUUCUUAUAUCGAAGAUAAAAUUCGAAUAUUUGAAUUUGAAAAACGGAGCAAAGCAAUAGACGAUUUAAUCGGGAUGAUAAUAUUUUCGAAACUACUCUUCUUUUAAAUGUUGCACGAGAGAUCGGUCCCUUCCCCUCGAGGGAAUUAUUAAACGGAUCGAGAAAGUAUAAUCCGAGAGGAUAAUUCAUCGGAAAAAUGGUAGUGGGAACGAGGAGAUGGUAUCGAGAUGGAGGAGGAACUGGUAAAUUUAUUUUUUACGUAAAUAAUUCAGAGAGAGCGAGCCGCAAUGGAGCGCUUGAUCCCGAAACGGUACGCCUUUUUCGCAUGCU
Apis florea (little honeybee) is the source of this 2357-nucleotide messenger RNA. RefSeq names its product zwei Ig domain protein zig-8. NCBI's taxonomy places the organism in Eukaryota, Metazoa, Arthropoda, Insecta, Hymenoptera, Apidae. Gene Ontology annotation, biological process: synapse organization. Gene Ontology annotation, cellular component: neuron projection membrane. The record is from RefSeq and is a predicted model, not a curated record.